AUGAAAUCCGUCAUUCUCAUACUCUCAGUUCUUGUGUUCUUGGCUCCACACUGGGUUGAUGCCAGAACGCACGUGAAGAUCACAAACUAUUUAUAUGGCAACUUGGAGCUGAGAGUUCAUUGCCGAUCCAAAGAUAAUGAUCUGGGGAAUCACCUUCUUCGUGCCGAGCAAAGUUUUGAGUUCAGUUUCAGCCCUAAUAUCUGGGGCACAACUCUGUUCUAUUGUAGCUUUAAAUGGGACGGUUCUUAUAAGUGGUUUGUUAUAUACGACGAUGGAAGGGAUGAAUAUAACUGCAAUGACGCUACCUGCAUUUGGCAGAUCACGCAGGACCGGCCAUGUCAGGUUAAUGCACCUGGCAACGGUCUGCUUUGCUAUCCCUGGGAUGGCGAAUAA
Molecule: messenger RNA, 393 nt
Organism: Neltuma alba
Lineage: Eukaryota; Viridiplantae; Streptophyta; Magnoliopsida; Fabales; Fabaceae
Product: S-protein homolog 5-like
Exons: 1
Coding region: 1-393 (130 amino acids)
Source: RefSeq, a predicted model, not a curated record